Coccinella septempunctata (seven-spotted ladybird) is the source of this 1510-nucleotide messenger RNA. RefSeq lists its product as uncharacterized. Lineage: Eukaryota; Metazoa; Arthropoda; Insecta; Coleoptera; Coccinellidae. The transcript has 2 exons. Bases 38 to 1063 code for a protein of 341 amino acids. The record is from RefSeq and is a predicted model, not a curated record.
CAGGAGCAUACUGUAAAAAAUUUUGGCAAAGAUAGCAAUGUCAACCCUAAUUAAGACCCAGCUCAGAAGGCUUUCCUUUACACCAUCAUUCCUCUGCCAAUAUGUAGACGACCUGAUAAUAUCCAUGCCCGGUGACCGCGAAACAGAAGUUUUGGAGAUAUUCAACAAUUUUGACGACCACAUACAGUUCACAAUAGAAAGAGAAUCAAAUAGAAGCGUGCCUUUUCUAGAUACCAAACUGAUCAGGCAAGAAGAUAAUACUAUAAAAUUGGACUGGUACCAGAAGCCAAGCAGUUCCGGCAGAUAUAUCAAUGCGUCGUCAUACCACAACAUCAAAAUAAAAGUGAACACCAUCUUAGGCCUAAAGAAAAGAAUCGAAGACAUCACACAUCCCACAUUGACAAAAGGAGCACUAGGAAGGCUAUUCCAACUAAUGAAAGACAAUGGGUACUCCAACCAACUACUUAAAAAACUACUAUACAGCACAACACGCCCUCCAGAGCCAACCCUGACGGCUGAAAAUGGGGGCAAUGAUGAUGACAUUCAAGACCGAAUCACCUUCGCAAAGUUACCAUACAUCAAAGAGUUGACAUUCGAGCUAACCAAACUAUUCAAAAAAUACAUGAACAUAAAAGUCGCAAGAUACACCCUAGUGGCCACCAAAUCAUUUUUCAGCAACACAAAGGAAAAAUUAAAAAACUCGUUUAAACGAAACGUAGUCUACCAGAUAAAGUGCAAACAUUGCCCCCAGGUGUACAUAGGACAGACUUCACAAGCCCUAGCAAAAAGAAUUUCCCUGCACAAAAGCGAUUCCACCAUUCGCCCAGACCGAUGUGCACUAGGCCAACACAUUAGAAACACAGGUCACAACGCAGAUUUCGAUAACGUAAUGGUAUUAGAACAAGAAGACAACUAUAACAAACGCUUAUUCCUCGAGAUGUGCCAUAUACAACAAAAUAACACAAUGAAUACGAAAUCAGAUACAAGCAAUCUCAGCAGUAUAUAUAGUUUUCUCCUAAGAUGUGAUCAAUAUGGACGAAACCCGCAGGAUCUUACAGAGUGAAUAUUCCCACAUAAAAAGGUGGUUUUAAAAUAAAAUAAUAAUUAAGAAACAAAAUCAUCCCUGUCAAGAAAAACAAUCCAUGUCAUAUGUUGUUCUAUGUUCCUGUUCUGUGUUCGUCACGUCACUUACUUCAUUUUGUUAUGCGCCGCUAUAUUUUCGAGAUAAUUAGGAAAAAUAAUAUUAACAUCGUACAAUACCCCAUAAAAUUUGUUAUUAUGAUAAUGUGGACUGACAGCCUUCAGCAAUUGUGCCUUUUUCUUGAAGCUGUGCCCCUGUUUAUGUCUUAGUAUUUAUGCUCCUGAAGAAGUCCACAAAGUUCGGACGAAAUAUAGAGCUGUUAAUACAAAUUGACUUUAACUAACUGCCCAAAAGUCGAAACACCCUUAACCUCUUCGAUAUCUCCUGACGACUAGUAUCUCACCUCGAUUAUAUAUAUAUAUAUAUAUA